CCGCUCGUCGGGGCGGCGCGGCGGUGAUGGGCGGCACGGCGCUGUCGGGAGCGCUGUGGCUGGGGCUGCUGUGGGCCGGGAGCGGGGCCGGGGGCAGCUGCCAGGGAAAAUGCUGCCAGGGCCGGGAUGCCGCCUGCGUCGGCGAGGGAUGGAGGGAGGGAGGUGGCUACGGGACCUGCUACUGCGACGGAGGCUGUCGGCGAGCCGGGGACUGCUGCCACGACCACGGCCAGGCGUGCCCGGCUAUUCCCUGUGUUGUGGGGGAGUGGAGUCACUGGAGUGGCUGUGCAGAACAAUGCCAUCCUGGGUUGCGGAUACGUAGGCGCUAUGUACAACAGGAACCUAAAAACGGUGGGGAACCAUGUCCAGCUCUGGAGGAGAAGGCUGGCUGCCUGGAAUACCUGACUUACCAGGGGGAGGACUGUGGCCAUGAACAUGUUCCUGCUUUCAUAACUACCUCUGAAUAUGGUAAAGAAAGAAAAAGACGAGCAGCAUCUUCUCUCUGGCCUUCAGACAAAGAAGCAGCAGGGUACUGUGUGGAGUUCAGGACAGAAUCUCUCUCACGCCACUGUGCUUUGGAGACGCGUCCGUACAGGCGCUGGAUGCAGUACCUGCGCGAGGGACACACCGUGUGCGUCGCCUGCCAGCCCCCGGCCAUGAGCAUGGACACGCAGCGCUGCUCCGGAGAUGGACACAACGCACAUGGAGAUAAAAUCUUACACUGGGAAGCAAUUGGCAACUCUCAGUGCCAAGGAACCUGGAAGAAGAUCCGACAGCUGGAACACUGUUCCUGUCCCCUGGUGCAUAGUUUUAUUUUUACAUAAAAGUUUAAAAGACCUUUAAAAUGGCAACAAAAAGAAUAAGAAAACUAACACCAAUGCCAAGAAAUCUACACCUUUCUGCUGCAUUUUCUGGAACCUUAGUAAAUUUUGAAUGAGUUGGAACUUCGGCAGAAGCAUUUCAGGAAACUCUCUCUGCCUUAAUACAAAAUGCUAAGACUGAUCUCUGUAUUAGAACACUAGAAGCAUGUUUCCAUGUUUCUCUUCUGUAAUUAAAGAGCUAAUGUUUCUAACCAUA
Corvus hawaiiensis (hawaiian crow) is the source of this 1077-nucleotide messenger RNA. It is a transcript of the gene SBSPON, whose product is annotated as somatomedin B and thrombospondin type 1 domain containing. The coding region runs from base 27 to 824 and encodes 265 amino acids. The record is from RefSeq and is a predicted model, not a curated record. The transcript has 5 exons. NCBI's taxonomy places the organism in Eukaryota, Metazoa, Chordata, Aves, Passeriformes, Corvidae.